This is a messenger RNA of Morus notabilis, 2468 nucleotides long. RefSeq names its product probable WRKY transcription factor protein 1. The transcript has 4 exons. Bases 790 to 2133 code for a protein of 447 amino acids. The record is from RefSeq and is a predicted model, not a curated record. Lineage: Eukaryota; Viridiplantae; Streptophyta; Magnoliopsida; Rosales; Moraceae.
CCCCCCAAAAAAAAAAAAAAAAAAAAAAAGGGUGUGAUUUUUAUUACAGUCACACGCAGUUCAGUGAUGUGUGAAUGGAAUGGAAUCCAACGGGGAAAAAUUAAAGAGAGAGAGAGAGAGAGGAGAGAGAGUGAUGGAAAAGAGAGUUGAAUGAAGAAUGGGAUUCGUGAAAAGGAGGGCUUAUCUGUUAAAAAUAUUUAUCUUGAAGGCCACCUGCUGUGUAUGCGGUCAAGCCAUUGGUGAGAGACCUGUCUGGUUUUGGCAAUCUGGCUUCUUUCCUUUGGUUUCAUUUGGUUUUUAUCCGAGCUGAUCUGAUCUUUCUGUUUAGGCAGGUGGAGAUGUUUUCACAUUAAUUUGAAGGAAAAAAAAAAGUAGUAUAAACUAUAAAGUGUAAACAACCCCCAAAGGACAAACAAAAACAAAGACAAAAAAUUCUGGUAGUGGUAAAUUGUAGUAGAAAAGAAAAGGCCAACCUUCAUAACUGCCCAUUUAAAGGAGUAAUAAAACAGUAACUAAUGUGGUUUGCCAAAACGGGGAAAAUUCCAAAAACUUUUAAAAACCCUAGACUGUCCUCAGCUAUUUAUAACACCCAUGAGGUUCCUCCGGACUUCAAAGGAUCAGCUCUGCCUCUUUCUCUGCAAUAUUGUUGUACUUUGUCCUUAAGAAUAUAGCGGAAAAACCCAUGAUUCUUCCAACCCACCACCACCUCUUUUCCACAUUCCAUUUAUAGCUAAACUUGAAAGAAAAAAAGGAAAAAAGAGAAAAAAAAAAAGACAAAAGCUUGGUGAGAUGAGGCAAGGGCGAUCUUCCUCAAAGCAUGAAACUAAAGGAAUGGAAAUAGACAAAAUUAGUAAGCUUAAGGAGGAGCCUCAUCUCUCUGGUGCCUAUAUCCGUAGCCUAGUGAAACAACUGACCUCUUCAAAAACCAAAGACUCCAUGAAUAUUAACCCAAAAGACAACCCAGAUUGUGUUGUUCUUGUUGAUGGUCAUCAUCAAAGUUUUCCUGGCCAAAACUUAACCAAACUUGGAGAAGCUGGUUUAAGCGAAACCCAACAACAAACACAACAAACACAGCAAACCCAACGACCCCAACAACACAAAAAGCAAGUAAGGAGGAGACUCCACACCAGUAGGCCAUACCAAGAAAGGCUUCUAAACAUGGCUGAGGCUAGAAGAGAGAUUGUCACCGCUCUCAAGUUCCAUAGAGCAGCCAUGAAACAAGCCAAUGAGCAGCAGCAACAACAACAAGAGCAACAACAACCACCAUCACCACAACAGCCACAAUCACAACUUUUGCAGCCUCCACUUCACUUUGAACAACAAGAAGGGAAGGUUAAACAUAGGAGAAACCAUAGGAUUUACCCAUCAAACACAUCAAUCUUCUCCAAUUACCUCGACAACUUGUCCUCCUACUCCUCCAAUUUCUCUUCUCAUCACAAUCAUCAACUUCCUCCUCCAAAUCCAUUGUUUUGGCCUUCCAAUUCUCCAAUCUCAACUCUACCCUUUGGUGGUGAUCAAAAUCUCAACUUCACCCUUCCAAACCAAGCCCUUGGCCUAAACCUCAAUUUCCAUGAUUUCAACAACAUUGACACCACUAGUCUUUACCACCACAACCCUUCAUUCCACUCAAACUCAGCCUCAGCCUCAGCCUCAUCCCCAUCAUCAUCAUCUUCCCCUACCAUCUCUGCUGUCACUGAUUAUGACCCCUAUGUCUCGCCCGCAAUGGCGGGGCCUGCCGCGGUGUCGCCAGCCGAUUUCAUCGACUCCAGCGCCACGACAAGCAGCGGAGGGGGCCUGCAUGCGGCCAUGGACGACGAGGAGAUGGCGGAGAUCAGAUCAAUAGGAGAGCAGCAUCAGAUGGAGUGGAAUGACACCAUGAAUUUGGUGACAUCGGCUUAUUGGUUGAAGUUUUUGAAGGCUGAAGGAGAUCAUCAUGAUGAUGAUGGUGAUGGGAUUAAUGGAUUCAAAUAUCCGUUUGAUGAUCAAUUCAUGGAGUUUCCUGCCUGGUUGAGUGCCAAUGAGCAGCAGCAUUUUGAUGAUUACUACUGCUCUGACGACUACUUCCAGUCUCCUGCCUUGCCUUGCAUGGACAUUGGAGAAAUUGAAGGUAUGGAUGGGGACUGGCUAGCUUGAGCCUCACAAGAAUUUGAUGAUUCUUUUUUAUUUUUUCGUUGAAUCAAAUCUUUGGCUCUCCUUUUACUAUUUUUUGGGGCUGGUUUUGGAAAAGCAUUUUGUCUUUAUCUUGAGAUCAUAAUAAGGCUUGCAAAGAUGUUAAAGAAGGCAGGCCAUAGAGGGAAAUAAUGUACCAAAGGCAGGCCAUUUUUUGCCUCCUUUCUCACCUUCAUAUGUUCAAUUAUUUUUGAUGUAAUAUUAAUAUAUUAUACUGUCAUUGUUUAGAAUUUCAGCUAUUACUUAGAAUACUUGCAAGCCUUAUUAUGAAGUUUCAAUUUUUAUGUAGCUUAUCUUAU